AAAGCCGUUGGAAGCAUGGAAGAAGCAUUGCAGAAGGCUUUGCAUGAGGAACUUAAGCCAUAUGGACGAGGUGGUGGCGGCUGCAUCAACUCUGGCCGAGGCUACGAAGGAAAAUCUAUCGGAAAGAUUUUUGUAAAGUCGAAUAUCAAGAAAGGAGUGGGUUUUCUUGAAAAUGAAUUCACUCGAAUUGCUUUCAUUAUUGCCUUUGUGGUUACUCUGUCUGCGAACUUUUUAUAG
This is a messenger RNA of Strongylus vulgaris, 237 nucleotides long. NCBI's taxonomy places the organism in Eukaryota, Metazoa, Nematoda, Chromadorea, Rhabditida, Strongylidae. The record is from the annotation of a GenBank genome assembly.